Molecule: messenger RNA, 3975 nt
Organism: Chaetomium strumarium
Lineage: Eukaryota; Fungi; Ascomycota; Sordariomycetes; Sordariales; Chaetomiaceae
Product: protein kinase BUB1-like protein
Exons: 3
Coding region: 205-3783 (1192 amino acids)
Biological process (GO): mitotic spindle assembly checkpoint signaling; meiotic sister chromatid cohesion, centromeric; protein phosphorylation
Cellular component (GO): nucleus
Molecular function (GO): protein kinase activity; ATP binding
Source: RefSeq, a predicted model, not a curated record
ACCCCUCCCAUCGCGUCUGUCCUUACCAAACACGGAGGACGUGAAAUGCCACUGAUUCCAUCCUAGACCAGGUAGGUCAGCGAUCUCGGGCGAACUUCAACGAUCUAUUGCGCGCAUUUCCAUCAUCUCGACAUUUUCCUUUCUCUCGAGCCACACGACUGUUCGCCCUACACGCCGCCGUUGAGGCCGGCCACAUCCUGCAUCAUGGCGCCCAACGACGCCGUCAACUUUGAUAUCAUUGAGGAUCACAAGGAGAAUAUCCAGGCCCUUCCCAGCGGCCGGUCGGCGAGGAAGCUCGCUGAGAUUCUCUCCCCAUCGCCUCUGCAGCCUAAGUCAACACCGUCGCCUCUGGACACCAAGGAUGUCAAUGACAGCAUUCGCGCCGACUUCGAGGCUGAGGUCGCCGCGAUUUCCGAGUCAGACGAUCCGCUAGAUGUCUAUGAUCGCUACGUCCGUUGGACACUGGACGCAUAUCCCUCCGCCCAGGCCACGCCUCAGUCCCAGCUGCACACCCUUCUCGAGCGCGCAACCAAGGCAUUUGUGCACUCGGCGCAAUACAAGAACGAUCCGCGCUACCUCAAGCUCUGGCUCCACUACAUCAACUUCUUCUCCGACGACCCCCGCGAGGCUUUCGUUUUUCUGUCACGACAUUCGAUCGGCGAAACCCUGGCGCUGUUCUACGAAGAGUACGCCGCAUGGCUCGAAGGCGCCGGCAGAUGGGCGCAGGCCGAGGAAGUGUACAAGCUGGGGAUCGAGCGCGAGGCACGGCCCGCAGCGCGGCUGUUGCGUAAAUUCGGCGAGUUUGAGCAGCGCCGGGCACAGCAGGCAAACGCGGACGGACCAUCGUCACCGGCCCUGCCGGCGGCUCGGCCAGCCCUCGCGGCCAAGAUCGAUCCGUUUGCUGCCGCGGCAGCGACGCGUGAUCCUCAAGCUCCGAGGCCCACGGCCGGGCUCGGAGUGCAGGCUUCCAAGCCUGCGCGGUCUAAACUGGCCAUUUUCUCCGACGCAGACGCCGCCGCUACGGCGCCAGCUAUGUCGUCUCGGAUCGCGGGAUCCAAGGGAUGGGAUAGUAUUGGGUCACUGACGGAUCGCAAGAAGGAGAAUAUUGUGGAGCCUAAGCCUUGGGCCGGAGAGACACUGAAAGCUGGCGGCAAGAAGAGCAGCGGGCCGAAGCUGGCUGUUUUCAGGGAUCCGUCACUGGCCAAGCAGCUUUCUCAAUCGCAUAUUCCCAUAGACCAUGCCAAGGUCCAAGUAACCGUGAACCCCAGCAAUGGCAAGAGAGAGCGAGUGUUUGUCGACCUACGGGCUGUCUAUCCGACUCCUGACGAACCAGGCACUGAGCUGAGCUUUGAGGAGAUUUGGGCUGCAAACCGUGGCUGGCUAGACCACGAAUGGGAAGACGAAGAACUGCCUCCUUUCGCUGAUGAAAGCUCCAUGUCAGCCACGAACGCUUUGUCAGGGGGCGUCCCUCUGAAACUUGCUAUUCAUCACGAUGUUGUUAGACUGGACGAAAAUGGCGCGCCUAUUUAUCCAAAGGAGACCAAGGCGAAGAAGAAGAAGGUGAUUGAAGUCAACGAGACACAAAUCAUCGCCGCCAAGCUCGACUCGCCUUCCGGGCCUAAGAUGAAGAAAAAGAAGAAGAGGCGGUCCACUGCGGAACCAACCAUGACGAUACAUACCAGGGCAGCAACCGAUGACAUUUACGACAUCUUCAAUGCGCCACUCAAGCCGGCAGAUCAACGGAUGGGUGUUAGCGAUGACGAACACGGUUACGAGUCAGACGACUACACGAGCGUUGCUGAUAGCACGGUCACUACCACCUACAUAGCCACGAGCGAAGCAGAGGAUGAAGAGGACGCCGACGAACGCGUUGAUGAGACGUUCGAUGUGAAGAGCGUUAACAGCGAAUGGUCGGAGUUCUCAAUGCACCGGGACAUCCCCGGUGCCGAUGGCGAUGACAUUGAGCGCGACGAGGCAGAGGUGUCCGAUCUGAUUGACAUCCGGGAGGAAUCUGCUGAGCCGGAUGAAGACGACGCAGCGAUGGAAGCUCCCAGGACGAGGACCAUGUUCGUGCCGAUACCACCGGAAGACUACGUGCCAACCAGGCGGCCGUACAGGGAUCCCGUCGAGGCAGCUAAUAAUCGCCUCCCUUUCAUGACCCCAAUCACGGAGAGGACCGAGACAUCGCUGAAUAUGACGGCGGAUAUGAGCAGAUACGGCAAGACACCGUCUAGGAGACCCAACGCCGAGAUGCUACAUGAAGACGAAGAAGAGGACGAAGAGGAGGGCAAGGAGGGCGACGUCGACCUGGAACCGCUGAGCAGCCCGUUGCGAGAGGUGGUAGAAUCGGAAAGCCCAAAGGGGAGGGUGGCUCUACCGCUUCUCCCGAAGGCGAAGUCAUCACCAGCAGCCAAACCAUUCGCUCCGAAAGCGCCAACGACCAGGGGUCCUAUAAUCAAGGAAGUGCUGUGCAACCCUGUCGAUGACAGCGUGCGAGCCGAGAUCUUAGCAAACAUUCAUCCUCCACUCAGCUCGUACGACGGAUUCUUUGAUCGCCGGGGCGAGAAAUGUGGGAGGGCGGCUGAGAUCCGCAAGUUCGCCAAGGCCGCCGGCAAAGGGAGCAGGAACAGUACCGACAAGACAGGCAACCUGGGCAGUCCGGUGAUACUGGAAUUUCCAAGCGUCAAGUCCCAGUACACAAUCAGAAAGGAGCUCGGAGCCGGCGCCUUUGCUCCGGUGUACCUGGUCGAGAACUCGUGCCCCGAAGUCGCAUCAGCCGACGAAGACGGCGGCGACGAGAACGGCACUGUGGCCAGGAUGGGCCGCGGCGCUUUCGCCAGCACGCACAAUCACCGCCACGAGCGCGAAGCGCUCAAGAUGGAAGACCCGCCGACGCCCUGGGAGUUCUACAUGAUGCGGCUGGCACAUGCCCGCCUCGGCCCGCAGCACCGCGCAACCGCCUCGCUCUCGCCCGCUCUCGAGAUGCACCUCUACCAGGACGAAGGCUUCCUCUUCCUGCCCUUCUACCCGCACGGCACACUGCUCGAUGUUGUGAACCUCUUUCGCGCCGAAGCCUCGGGCGUCAUGGACGAGCAGCUCGCCAUGUUCUUCUCGAUCGAGCUCCUGCGCACCGUCGAGGGGCUGCAUUCCAAGCAGAUCCUGCACGGCGACAUCAAAGCCGACAACUGCCUGCUCCGUCUCGACAACCUCACCAACCUAAGCAACAACUCGGAACAUCAGUUGACAAGCCAGUGGCGUCCCGACGGCUUCGGCGGUUGGUCUGCGCGCGGCAUCACGCUCAUCGACUUCGGCCGCGCCAUCGACAUGCGCGCCUUCGUGCCCGACGUGCAGUUCGUCGCCGACUGGAAGACGUCGGCGCAGGACUGCGCCGAGAUGCGCGAGGGCCGCCCCUGGACGUGGCAGAUCGACUACCACGGCCUCGCCGGCACGCUGCACGUGCUGCUGUUCGGCAAGUACAUCGAGACGGCGCGGUGCGACGCGGGCGGGCUGGGCACGUCUGGUGCGGGCGGGCGGCGAUACAAGAUCCGGGAGAGCCUGAAGCGGUACUGGCAGACCGAGAUCUGGGCCGAGUGCUUCGACCUGCUUCUCAACCCUGCCGCGCAUGCGCUGGACGAGGAGGGCGGGCGGAUGCCUGUCUUGAAGGGCAUGAGGGCGGUCAGGGAGAAGAUGGAGAAGUGGCUGGAGGGAAACUGUGAGAGGGGCGUUGGACUGAGAGGGUUGAUGGCGAAGGUGGAGACUUGGGCUAAGGGGAGGAAGUACUGAUCCAUUUUUGCUGUGCUUUCAUUUUGUUCUUUUCUUUGUUAUGUCAUGUUAUGUCAUGUCAUGUUAUGUUAUGUUAUGUUAUGUUAUGUCAUGAUAUCCUUUGGAGGUGGCGGUCCAGAACAGAUGCACAUGAGGCGUUGGAAGGUAGAACUUACGGCUAUUCUUUUGUUUUCUUCUUUUGUUAUCAGAUUA